CUCUGGCCGACGGCUGUCAUUCUCCAUCUCGUCAUGCGGCGUGUGCUGUGGCUCGUGAGCGCCAUCGCGAUCGCCGAGGCGGGCACGACGUGCAGCGUCGUAUACACCACGCGGGCGGCGACGCCAGCGCCCACGUCGACGCCAGCGCCCACGUCGACGCCAAGCCGUACGACCAAGAAUCCGAGCAGCACCAACGACGAGCCAACGAUGGCGCCCGCCACGCUCUUUCCUGAUGCAUCGACGCCGGCGCCGACGUCGUUGCUGCCCAACGAAACCACAUUGCCGCCGGACGCCAAUGCAACGACACCGAUGCCGACGACGGUACCCACGCCGGACGCUACACCGGUCGCGACGACGGCCACGGUGGCACCGACAACGCUUCCAGCGACUCCGACGACCACGGCCACGCCCAAACCGACAAGCAAGACAAAGACCCCGGCACCGACAAUCGACCGUCGUCUUCGAGAAGUCGUCGACAGCAAUCACACCAACACUUCGACGCUCGUCCCGCAGCCGACGCCCGUGUCGACGCCGGUCGUCCCGACGCCAGUGCCCAACGAAGGUUCGUGGAGCGGCAGUCGCAGCGGCAGCAACGACGUGAUUACGCUGUCGCCGCUUCCGACACCGAGUCCGUUUGAUAUCGCAUGCGACGCGACGUUCUACGGGCAGUGGGCAACGCGCAACCUCACGUGCGCCGGCGCGCCGCUCAACGUGUCGGCGGCUGUUGACGCAGCGGCGUGCGCCGUGUACAAAGGGUCCGCACCCUCGCUUCAUGAUGUUUGCGUCUCGCUCUGCACGCUUCCAUCGUGCGACGCCGGGGUGUGGAACUACCACCUUCACGCCGGGGCCUUCUCGUCCAUCUACGCGUCGAUCGACGUUGCGUCGUUCUUUCCGUCUGCGAUUGCGUCGACGAUUCGGAACGUGUCGGUGGCGUCCGUGUGCCCGGUGGCAGGCAACACGACGUCGACGCUGGCGUCUUGCGGGUGCCCGGCUCCGUGGUCGUCGUCGACGACAACGGCACCCGCCUCGCCAACACCGGCGCCCGCGGUCAAUCCGCUCUGGAACUGGGUGCCCACCAACGCCGAGGCGGCAGUCGCACCGCUCGCCAAGACGACCGCCGCGGCCACGAUCGCGAUUGGCACGGUGGUUUCGAUAUCAGGCGGCCUCGUGUCGUCGGCGUCGGCCGCCACCACGGUCGCUGCGAGCUCGUCGAUGAUGCUCUUUACGUUCGACAUGCUGCAGUUUGGCAGCAUGCUCAACCAGAUCCCGCUCUCCGAGAAGAGCAACGUGCUCACGGAAUUUGGUGCGCAGAUGAAAUUUGCGGUCUUCAACUACCUCGGGUUCCUCUUUUCGGACGACGCCAACGCCACGGCAUCCGCAACCCAAGCGACACGCUUCCUCACAACGACGUCCGGCGACUGCCAAGGCGUGUGCCAGUACGCCGUCACGAUCGGUGUGCCCGAGAACCGCCUCUUCCUCAUCACGCUCCUCGGUGUUCUUGUCGCGGGCGCCGCCGUCUUCUUGCUCUACGGUCUCGCCGUGGGCUUUGUCCAUCAUGUGCUCAAGAAGCCGGACAUGACCAAGACGUGGUUCGACUAUGCGAUUGGCGGGCUCGUCAUCCUCGGCAUGGCGUCGCAGUAUGCGAUCGGUGUCACGGGCGUCUACCAGCUCUACCUCGGUUUCCGCGACCAUGUCUUUGACGUCUCCUUCUUCCUUGCGAUCCUCUCGCUGCUCUUUCUGGCCGUCGGGCUCUUGGGCUUUGGCUAUUAUAUCAUCCAGAAGCACGAACGCGACCUCCUCGACGUGGCCAAGGUCGAGCACACAAAGAAGGCGGUCAACAUGCGCUACGGCGCCCUCUACGACGAGUAUACGUUUGAGAACCGGUUCUUCUUUGCGCCCAAGAUGCUCUUGGCGCUGCUCUGCGGCAUGACGACCGGCGCGGCCUUUAUGAACGCAACCCUCCAGAUCGUGCUCAUCCUAGUCUUCCACAUUUGCUUUCUCGUGCACCUCGAGCAGUGCCAGCCGUUCCAGACGCGCUUCCUGCAGCACUCGAUGGCGCUCAUCACGCUCGUCAAGAUUGUGACGCUGAUCCUCUCGAUGUUUUUGAUCUCGUCGAUCGAAGGGCUGCCCCAAGGCUUCCACGACGCUGUGAGCAACAUCAUCGUCGCGCUUCAGCUCCUCGUGCUCGCGGCGCUCAUGGUGCGCCAAGUCGUACUGCUCUACCAGCGCUGGCGCGCCGAAAAGAUGCACGACGAGCAGCAAGCCGCAAUGGAGUCGGCGCUCAAGCCACUCGAUAGCCUCGAGACGCUCGCCGUUCUCUGCCGUCCGUCGAUGGACACCAAGUCGACGACGCUGCAGCCGGUCAAAAGCGACGGCAUCAUGCGGUUGUAGCUAAGGUCGUGUAAGCACAUACUAGGACUCUAACCGCGAUGCCAUACUAUUUAUGCUCGUGCUGCAGUACUGUACCUGCAUGAGUGGACCAAGCAGCAAGGUUCUCGCCCGUUGCCAAGAUGGGCCGUCUGGCUCGUGUAGUCCGGAU
Molecule: messenger RNA, 2539 nt
Organism: Saprolegnia diclina VS20
Lineage: Eukaryota; Oomycota; Saprolegniomycetes; Saprolegniales; Saprolegniaceae
Exons: 1
Coding region: 34-2391 (785 amino acids)
Biological process (GO): transmembrane transport
Source: RefSeq, a predicted model, not a curated record